AUGGAAGUAGCCCGCGAUGCCCGCGCAACCCAGCUUCCCGGCGAACUGUUAUAUAUCCAGUACGAACAUGCUCUAGAGGAACAGUAUCUGCCCGCGAUUCGGGCAUUGAUCUCGAAGGAUCUAAGCGAGCCGUAUAGUAUAUACGUUUACCGAUACUUCUUAUACCAAUGGGCGCAUCUGUGCUAUAUGGAAUUGUGUAACAAGGCACUUAACCCCGUCGACAAGUCCCUAAUGGGCGUCAUUAUCUGUAAACUGGAACACCAUGCGUCGCACUCACCUCCAACACAUCGAGGCUACAUAGCCAUGCUCGCAGUGACCUCUACAUUCCGAGGCCACGGCAUAGCCACCCGAUUGGUAAAGAUGGCGAUCGAUGCGAUGGCCGAACGCAACGCCGACGAGAUCGUCCUCGAGACCGAAGAGACCAACCUACCGGCCAUGAGACUAUACGAAAGACUGGGGUUCUUGCGGUCUAAGAAGCUACAUAGAUACUACCUCAAUGGAAACAGCGCUUAUCGGCUUGUACUUCUCUUGAAAUCGACAGAUCCCGAAACAGAUUAG
Molecule: messenger RNA, 558 nt
Organism: Annulohypoxylon maeteangense
Lineage: Eukaryota; Fungi; Ascomycota; Sordariomycetes; Xylariales; Hypoxylaceae
Product: acyl-CoA N-acyltransferase
Exons: 2
Coding region: 1-558 (185 amino acids)
Biological process (GO): N-terminal peptidyl-methionine acetylation
Cellular component (GO): NatC complex
Molecular function (GO): protein-N-terminal amino-acid acetyltransferase activity
Source: RefSeq, a predicted model, not a curated record